Thermothelomyces thermophilus ATCC 42464 is the source of this 354-nucleotide messenger RNA. RefSeq lists its product as uncharacterized. The transcript has 2 exons. Gene Ontology annotation, cellular component: mitochondrial outer membrane. Bases 1 to 354 code for a protein of 117 amino acids. Gene Ontology annotation, biological process: protein insertion into mitochondrial outer membrane; mitochondrial outer membrane translocase complex assembly. NCBI's taxonomy places the organism in Eukaryota, Fungi, Ascomycota, Sordariomycetes, Sordariales, Chaetomiaceae. The record is from RefSeq and is a predicted model, not a curated record.
AUGAGGACCCCGUCCGCGUCCUCUUCCUUUGUCAUCCCCGAAGUACCGCCAUCGUCCUCCUCCGACCGCGACGAUGACAUUGACUCGCUCCCUUCCAUCUCCAGCAGCAUACUUGAUUCCGACUCCGAGACCGACUCGUCGGACGCGCAGCGGGAAUGGGAGGCCAGUCUGGAGCAGUUGCAGCUCCUGCUAACCAUGAUUAUCUUGCCCUUUGCGGGGAAGUUUCUUGGCCGGAAGUUCGCAUACUGGAGCUGGGCGAGGUACAUGGAAUGGAUGCACAACGUCGAGAUUCGGUGGACAAGCAAAAGCGCAUUCAAUGCUGCCGGGGCGGCCGAAGCUGCGUCGUCAUUAUGA